ACGAUUAAAUGUUCUAACGGGUUUCCAGCAAUAGGGUAUUGGCUAAGAUGGCAUCAAAGGAGGGGUUUUUGACAGACGGGCAGAGGGAAAUGUUGAAACUUGCUUGCGAGAGUGCAGAGAAUCUUCCACCUUCUCCGAAGCCUACCUCGUGUUUACGAUCAGAGAAUCUGCCGAAAGUAUCUGGUUGUGGAAAGGCAUCUGGUGGAUCAAAUGCUGUGAGACACCGUAGGUCUCACAGCGGGAAGUCUAUCCGUGUAAAGAAGGAUGGGGCCGGUGGCAAGGGCACCUGGGGAAAACUUCUCGACACUGAUGGAGUCUAUCACAUCGAUCGGAAUGAUCCAAACUACGACAGUGGGGAGGAGGAACCAUACGAGCUUGUUGGCGCAACUGUUUCCGACCCCUUGGACGAUUACAAAAAAGCUGUGGCUUCCAUCAUUGAAGAAUAUUUCAGCACCGGUGAUGUGGAGGUGGUAGCGUCUGAUCUUGGAGAACUAGGUUCAAGUGAAUAUCAUCCAUACUUCAUCAAGCGGCUCGUCUCAGUGGCUAUGGAUAGACAUGACAAGGAGAAGGAAAUGGCAUCGGUCUUGCUUUCUGCAUUGUAUGCUGAUGUCAUCAAUCCCGACCAGAUCAGAGACGGGUUUGUCUU
This is a messenger RNA of Tarenaya hassleriana, 646 nucleotides long. RefSeq names its product programmed cell death protein 4-like. The transcript is spliced from 3 exons. The annotation marks the transcript as partial. Gene Ontology annotation, biological process: negative regulation of DNA-templated transcription. Lineage: Eukaryota; Viridiplantae; Streptophyta; Magnoliopsida; Brassicales; Cleomaceae. The record is from RefSeq and is a predicted model, not a curated record.